AUGGACGGGCGGAAGAGGCCUACCGCGACGCGGUCACGAGGCAAUAGUCCUCCGAGUCAAAGGAGGCGCCAAUCAGAGCAGUCUUCCAUUGCAGACAGGGUGCGAGCAGUCCUACGAGGGAGGUUACCAAAACUAACAAAAGCACUACAGUACGCAAACACAGCAUCCUCUAGGAAUCUUCCCAGCCCCCCAUACUCCAGGAAAAACUCUGCUGCUGGUUUACCAGCUAAUGCGUGGCCUGGAUCUACAUCAUAUGCAGCACGUGAACGCCGCGUUGACCAGAACAGGCCAAACAGCAACCGCAAUGUAUCCCACAGUUUUGAAAAGCCUCAGAGUGAUGCGACAACAGCGAGCCCUCGAACAGCCAGCAUAGGCCGCAGCCCACUACACACCAUCUCGCCGAUAAGUCAUGGCAGUGGGUCCAAUACACCAAUGCAAGCUGCGCCGGAGGUACCUUCUAUUUUACCCGUCACUCAGGAAUUGCCGACGAGCUAUAGUACCAUUAGAGAAUCUUUGAACAUCGACACUCUGAACUUCUUACGAUCAAGAAAGGUACUCAACGCAACGAAUGUAUCCCAAGGUACAGCUGGUACAGCUGCGAUAGAGGUCAGAACGCUCAAGGUGCAGCUGAGACUCGUGCAGCUGGGCGAAGCGAAUCUCCAAACCCGCGUCAAGAAACUGGAGAAUCAAGUGGAAGAGUUCAAGACUCUGCCAGCUCAGCUGGCAGCGCUUAAAGCACAAUUCGAGAGACAAGAUCGCGCAGCAGCACCAACGGUGCCGUCAGAUGAUAUUGCACGUCGACUUAGUGCUCUUGAGAGCUCAAAACCUACUGUUCAGACCGACCUAGCCAGCAUUAAGGAAGACAUCAAGGGUGUUAAGGAACAACAACAAGCCAUGAAGCCCGAUGUGGUCGAGGACACGAUCAAGACAGCAUUACAGCCAGAGAUUAAAAAAUUGGACGCUUUCCGGACAGAGCAUACCAAGACGCUUGAAAGCAUGUCCAAGAAACUGGAAGCUAACCAGAGAGUAUGUGACGAUCUUGACAAGCGCAAUCUACCCGGACAGCUGUGGAUAUUACAAACCAAAGUCACAGACAUCAACAGCAACGUUGACAAAACGGAAAAGAAGGUGACUACUCUCGAGGGUGGUCUGAAAGACUUGCAUACAUUUAAUGACAAUCUCUCUGAUGACAUCUGUGACUACAUCGGGCCAAUCAAGAGAGCUUACACAAGCGCAAAUCAAACCACUAUUCUACAGCGAAUUGAGAACCAGGAAGAAGAAUCAAGAUUACGUCGAAAAGAGCAAGAGCGCCUCUACAACGAGCAGCAAAGACUUUGCACUAAGGUGGACGAUCUUGCUAAUCCUACCGACUCCUUGAGCAAGAGACUCGAAGAUAUGAAGACCAUUGUCAGCAGCCUUGGAGAAGAUACUCAGGGCCUUGCGAAUCGCGUGGAUAUCUUCGAUGAUCGUGUGUCAGCCUCAGAGAGGAUAGUCAACCAAGUCAAGUCCCUCGAAUCUGAGCAGAUGAAGCUGUCUAAGGAACAAAACAAAAUCAAGGACCGCGUCACGAAGCUUGAGACGGCUUCAAGACAGGCCAUAGUGCCAAAUUUUAACGUCGAAGACAAUCAUGUCGCUCGUACCCCUUUUUCGUAUGAUGUCCAUGACAUACAGCUAAGACUCCAGUCAGUCGAAAAUCGUAUCAACGGUGAGACUGGACUGGCCCAGAUCAUCGAUGAGGUUCAAGACGACAUCGCCCGAAUGGAAGAACAGGCUCACAAUAACACACGAGAUAUUGAGCUGUGCCGUUCCAAAUUCGUCUCUAUUUUCGACCAAAAUUUCGAUCCUUUCAGAAAUGCGGUUACACAGCAAUUGGAAACACUGAGCCAAUGCAUAACACACAAUUCCGAGUCUUUGAGCAAGUUGGAGGAACAAGUCGCGACACAGCAAAUCGGGUCAUCAGCUCCUGGUCUAACAGCCACACAGCUGGCAGACUUUGAGCAGGCCUUGACACUUCUGCAGAAUGCCGUCAAAAACGAGGCAGAGUACCGAGACAUAGUUGUCCAAGAUUUGAAGCAGCAAUUGGCGUACAAACUGGACACUACAAGCGCAACACAGGCGAUCGAUACUGUGAAAGCUGCUGUACGGAACCUGCAGGACCAGUACAAUAACAUAACAACGGACGAUCUACACGCAAAGAUGGUCCACUGGUUCCUGCAACAAUACCCUUCAACUCCCGCCAACUUGGUUCAAAAGUUCGCUGGUCUACAGCAAGAGGUCGCACAAUUACGUGACCUCGCGAACCAGACUAACUGGGACCCGCGUUCUAUCCAAAUAUUAAACGCCCUUGCGCGGGUUGGACCACAGCUUCAAGCCCUUGUGAGAUCCCCCUCGGGUUCAAAUGGCUCUCCGGAAACGCUGGCAAAAACUAAUGAGGAGCUGACAACAAUGAAAGAAGCAAUAGCAAAAGCACAAUGGCAAACCGAAGGUUUAUCAAGGACAGUUAGCGGCCUGCAAACAUCUAUGCACGCGCUCAGAUCAGGCAGCACGCCCUUCGCUACAACAGAGUCCGUUGCGGUGUUGCAGCAGUCGAUGGGUACCUUGCAAGCUGAGGUUACAGCCGCACUCAAAGAGGAACGCAGAGCUCGCAACGAGUUGGCGGCCAAAGCUGGCACAGUGCAUAAAGAUCUCGUUGAAGCAAACAACUCUAUUGCAAAGUCUAUGAACCGUCGAUUCGAAGAGCUUCAAAACGGCAAAAUUAGAGCGGUCUGUGAGCAAGUGGAAAGCCUUGAACAAGCUUUGACAACGAUUCGUAUCGAGUUCGACGAAAUGCUCGACAAGUUCCUUACACCCACCAACAAGGUGCUCCUCAGCCGCCUCCCAGCUCUUUUAAUAGUCACCGGGCAAUUGCAAGAUCUUCUCGAGAGCUUGAACCAGAAUCUGCCAAAAGGCCCGCUAGAAUUCACUUGGCAUCACGACUUCAAUGCCGACCUGAGCGCCAUGCCAGCGCCGCAGGGCGGUGAGAGUCACCGCGGCGAAAGCAAGUGA
Messenger RNA from Ascochyta rabiei, 3045 nucleotides. RefSeq lists its product as uncharacterized. The transcript has a single exon. Bases 1 to 3045 code for a protein of 1014 amino acids. Lineage: Eukaryota; Fungi; Ascomycota; Dothideomycetes; Pleosporales; Didymellaceae. The record is from RefSeq and is a predicted model, not a curated record.